Molecule: messenger RNA, 1998 nt
Organism: Naegleria lovaniensis
Lineage: Eukaryota; Heterolobosea; Eutetramitea; Acrasida; Naegleriidae
Exons: 3
Coding region: 1-1998 (665 amino acids)
Biological process (GO): retrograde transport, vesicle recycling within Golgi; Golgi organization
Cellular component (GO): Golgi membrane; Golgi cisterna
Source: RefSeq, a predicted model, not a curated record
AUGUGGGCAAAUUCGGUACUCAAAUGGGCCGAACAAACGUUGGAGAAUGUGGAUGGUGCCUCUCGGAAGAUUGCUGAGAAGGUACAACAACAACCAUUGGUGAUGCCAUCCAAAAUAUCAAAAAAGGAUGAUAGGAUGCAGAGCAGAUCACCUAUGGAUGGUGAUGGUGGUCUUGAAACAAUGACAACGGGAGAGGAUAAUGCACUGAUGAUGAAACGAUCAGCAUCCCGAAUGGUUCUUGAUGAGGAAAUUAAAAAAGAAACUGAAAAAACGAUGCAAGAGUUUUAUGAAAAGAGUGAAGAGGAACGAUUAAAGGAAGCGAUCGAGCAUGCUCAAAUCAACAAACAACAGCCAUCCGAUGUAAAUUCCUCCAAUUCGGUUGACGACGAGAACAUAAAUAAUACUAAUAACAGCAACGACGAAACAUCCAUAAUUCACGAUGCAGAAACUUUACCAAGAGACAAGCUGCUCGAAAAAACUAUUCUUAAAUUAUUCGAGGAAAUUAAACAGACAACGAAAUCAAAUCAACUCUUGUCACAGAAAUAUGAGAAAUUGAAUUCAGUGUCAAAACACUCACAACGAUAUAACGAAGAAUCACAAACCAGGCUCGAAGAGCAAGUAGCGAGACUACUCGAAGAGAAAGUCAAGACUGACACAGAAUUGACAAACGCUCUUAAUGAACGUGAGAAACAGGCCCAAAAAUAUCAAUCAAGAAUAGAAUCGCUGAUAGAGCAGUUAAAGUCUAAAGAUACUCUUAUUUCUGAAAUGCAAGUUGAAAAAGAUGCAAUUGCCAACGAGCAAUUACGGUAUGAAAAGUCGACUGCAGAUGAAAUAUCAAAUCUAAAACAACAAAUUGAAGAUCUUCAAGAUGAAACAAAAGAACUCAAAAAAGAGGAGAAGAAGCAUCUAAAACGGAUAGAAGAUCUCGAGUCACAGCACCAGGAAAAUGUACAGAAAUUAAAAGAAGAAUACAAUGAAUUGGAAAAUAGCCUCAACGACAAGUUAGAUGAAAUCUCACGAUUAGAAAGUACUAUAAAACUAAAGGAGCAUGAAUGGCAAGCAAAAAACCAAGAAUUUAUGGAAUAUAAAAACAGAGCUACUAAAUUACUAGCACUGAGAGACAAGCAGAUUGAGGAACUCAAAAAAUCAGGCACUGAAUCGCAAUCAUCUGGAGCAAAAGAGCCCACAGUGACUGCAGAUGAUGACUCUGAUUUAAUGAACGCCUUAGAUAAAGAAGAUAUGAUGAUUGACUUAGAAAAUGUAAAAGCAGAAAAUCAAGAAUUGUUGUCACAAAUCGAACUCAUGAAAAAACAACACGAAGCCGAGAUCAACUCGUUACGAUUCAAAUUGAAAACUCUUGAGAAAAAUUUAGAAAAGGAAAAACAAACCAAUGGUGUCCUACAAGAGACAAUAACCUCUCUCAAAAUGAACUUUGAAGAAACAAAGCAUCAAUACGAAAAUGAGAAGAAAUCUAUCAAGGAUCAAUUAAAAGAGAAGAAGGAGGAAAUUAAUCAAUUACAAAAACAAUUGAAUCAGGCGAAAUAUAACAACUCGAGUAAUCAGAACGAGCUCGAGCUACGAAAUAGAGGAAUGGCUGAAAGAUUAAUUGAAAAACAAACACAGCUCGAAACAUUGAACAGUGAGAAAGCAGCCAUUCAACUCGCCUUAGAAAAGAGCCAGCUCAAAAUUAAGGAAUUGCAACUCAUGGCACAAGUCACUCCAAUGUCACGACACAGUCACUAUGACGAAGAAUCGCCCUAUGACAACGACGUUAUUCAUUCAUCUGUCUCCAUGAAGACCGAUCGAUUUUUCCAAGAUUUAUCCAAGAGAGGAUUUGUGGCCAGUAGAGUUGCCAAUGCUAUGGCCAUAAUUGAUAGCUUUUCAAUUUCCACUGGAAGCAUUUUAAGAAAAUUGCCACUCUUGAGAGUGUUUGUAGUUGUUUAUGUGAUUCUACUUCAUUUAUGGGUUGUGUACAUUUUAUCACAUUUGACUCACUAA